AUGUUGACCAGGAACUUCUACCCUCGACCAGCCGAACCAGGCAAAUUCACCUCCGUCAACCCGCGCAAACUCCUACCAUUGCGGGAGCCACCCGCUCCCCUGCUACUCUACCCCCCAAUCCUUCCCUCAGAAGCUCAGCAAAGAUGUAACAGACCCAGUCCAAUCUCUACAGAAUAUGCUCUCUCAACACACAUCGUCCCUGCAGCCUAUCCACGUGUCACGCCAUUUGUGCCUCUCCCAGCUUCUUUCGCUUCCCUUCAUUCAUCAACUUCCCGCUUAAACAAGGAAGAAAGGAAAUCCCUAUCUAAGAAGAUAACGGAGGAGAUCAUUUGCUUCAAACAACGCCAGGCUGCAGGCGAGUUCCCACCGGACGAACGCGAAGACCGGGUACUAUGGAACUGCGUAUCACGAUAUUAUCGCAGGUCUCUACUAGAACUGGCGGGAGAACAAGAAAGGAAGAAGAGGAUUACGCUCUUCUUGACCCAUGCUAACGGGUUUCCGAGGGAGACUUGGGAACCGUUCAUACGUCAUCUAGUCUCGAUAAUAGAGCAUUCAGAUAAUAGCUCUGUACUCGUGGACGAGAUCUGGUCAUUCGAAGCAGUGCAACACGGCGAUGCGGCAUUAAUCAACGAGGACAAGCUCGGUGCACUCUACGACUGGUCGGACUACUCACGCGACAUCCUGAAUUUCCUCACGCGCUACCUGCCGUCUCGGUCCCAAUCUUUCAACUCGGAGCUUCCUGUGCACCUCCCGCGCGUUUCCGACCGAGUCGAGAGAAUCCGUCUCGAGAGGGGAUUCGAAGAUGAACGCACGCUCGUUUGUGUUGGCCAUUCUAUGGGCGGAUCUGCAGUAGCUUUAGCAGCACUAACCAUUCCAUCCAUCUUCACUGCACUAACGCUGGUCGACCCUGUGAUCAUCCCUCCAUACGCUGAUCGCGGUUCGAACAUCUACGCACUCUGCUUAGGUGCUAUCGCACGACGACAUGAGUGGCCGAGCAGGGAAGAAGCUCGAAAGUUAUUAGCAGCUUCGCCGUUCUUUGCAGUUUGGGAGCCAGCUGUCUUAAAUGCCUACGUUGAGUGUGGCCUUACGCCUAUCUCACCAUCCUCUUCGUCAUCUCAGGGGGUGAGAUUGAAGAUGUCUGGCGUCCAAGAAGCCAACGUGUUUGCAGAAUCCCGUGUCUCAUUCGAGAUUUUCGAAAGACUCAAAGACCUCGAUCCACGCAUUGCGUUACACUGGGUAAUGGCGGGUAAAGAAUCUUGGAUUACGGGAAGCGAGGCAGCGACGCGAGACCUUGUUUGGAGGCGACCUGCCAAUGCGACCAACUCGCAAAUUGUUGAUUCUGCACACCUCAUUGCACAACAGGCGCCCGAGGAGCUAGCACUCGAAGUCCAUGCGUUUCUGGAGAGGUUGUUCGGAGGAGUAAACGCAAAGGCACGACUCUAGAAUUCGCUCACGAUAUGGGUAUACUAG
This is a messenger RNA of Fomitiporia mediterranea MF3/22, 1470 nucleotides long. RefSeq lists its product as uncharacterized. Lineage: Eukaryota; Fungi; Basidiomycota; Agaricomycetes; Hymenochaetales; Hymenochaetaceae. Bases 1 to 1443 code for a protein of 480 amino acids. The transcript has 8 exons. The record is from RefSeq and is a predicted model, not a curated record.